Molecule: messenger RNA, 317 nt
Organism: Ruditapes philippinarum (Manila clam)
Lineage: Eukaryota; Metazoa; Mollusca; Bivalvia; Venerida; Veneridae
Product: heat shock cognate 71 kDa protein-like
Biological process (GO): vesicle-mediated transport; protein refolding; cellular response to unfolded protein
Cellular component (GO): nucleus; cytosol; cytoplasm
Molecular function (GO): ATP hydrolysis activity; misfolded protein binding; heat shock protein binding
Source: RefSeq, a predicted model, not a curated record
AGCGCAGCCAAUCAAAUCACUGUUCUCGAAACUUCCAAAACUGACGUCAUAUCCGCCGGCGUUUCUCACGUGUGUUCAGUAGAUACUUGGAAGUCCAUAAAAGCGGACGGGAACAAAGAAAAGGCUCAAAAUUUUAUUCAAGUUCACCGAAAGAAACUCAUAAUGGCGAAGGCACCAGCUAUUGGUAUUGAUCUGGGAACUACAUACUCCUGUGUAGGAGUUUUCCAACACGGCAAGGUUGAAAUCAUUGCCAAUGACCAGGGAAACAGAACAACACCCAGUUAUGUCGCAUUUACAGACACAGAAAGACUCAUUGG